This is a messenger RNA of Candidula unifasciata, 1385 nucleotides long. Lineage: Eukaryota; Metazoa; Mollusca; Gastropoda; Stylommatophora; Geomitridae. The record is from the annotation of a GenBank genome assembly.
AAAUGCCUGCAGUUUCAACUCGAGCACACGGUGUGGCAGGCCAAACAGAGAGUGCUUGCAUCUUUUGCUAAGGAUCUGCGCGACCCUUUAAACUACGGACUGUACCUGCCGCCUGCCAAUGGAAGGGCAGGGAAAUUUAUGGAAGAGGAAAGACUGUUGAGUGAAUACCCAAUACAGGGACCAAUAGGAUUUCUGGAGUUCAAGUACAAGAGGCGUGUUUACAAAUUGAUGCUGGUAAAUGAGAGAAAGAUGAAACAGAUUCACUCUAAGACCAAACUGAAAACGUUUAUGGAGCUGGUUCGUAAUGGAAACACCCAGAAGCUCAACAAACUGACCUUGAAGGGGCUAGACCCCAACUUUCAUGACCAGGACAAUGGAGAAACUCCACUGACUGUAGCUGUGACCUUGGGGAGGUCAAAAUGUCGUGAGGUCAUCAUUGGUCUAGUCAGCGGAGGAGCUCACCUUGACUACAGAAAUAGACAGGGGAUGACGGCGCUGCACCGGGCAGCCAUUGUUGGAAACGCCGAGGCAAUCAGGACCAUGUUGGACCUCGGUGCCUCCCCCAACUGCAAAGAUGCCCGUGACUUAACUCCCCUCUACUACAGCGUUUCCAACGAUGAUGCUCUUCAGGAGUGUACGUAUAUGCUGCUGCAUGAAAGAGCUCGUAUCGGAGUUUGUGAUGAGCAGGGCUGGUACGAAAUACAUCAGGCCUGUAAGUAUGGUCGAGUCCAACAUCUGGAGCACCUGGUAUUCUACGGAGCAGACAUGGAUGUCAGAAACUCUUGUGGCAACACUCCCUUGCACAUCUGUGCUCUCAACAAUCAAGAGGCUUGUACACGUCUGCUGCUGUUUCGUGGUGCUGAUGUCACUUUGUGCAACUACAACAACCAGACGGCAAGCCAGGUGGCAGCCUUGGCAGGAAACUCCACGAUUGCUGCCAUGAUUAAUGCUCACAAUCCAGAUGAUGUGGUUCCAUACAGAGAGAUCCCUCAGUACAGUGAUCGCAGAAAAGGCGCAUCACUGACUCCAUCUCUAAGAGCAUUACUGAGAAGCCGCAGUGAUCCUCGGAUAAAUGUGGUUGGUCUAGAUAGUCGGUCCACAUCCACAGCCUCGUCUCCUUUUGGUGGAGUGGUCCGCCAUCGCCGCAUGGGAGCUGACUCUGAUUCGGCUUGUUCCAUUAGUGUGGCCAGCUCCGGAUCUGUUACCGGAGUGACAGACCAUGGCAUGUACGAAGGCAGGACAAUGACUGGUCGAGAGGGUUACUUCCCAGGUGGUCAUUUAUCUGAAGUCAACAUUCGCAGAGCUGGCUCAAUGGGAGAUGUCAACAUGGUCACAAGGGCAACUACUCAACGCAACACCCUGGCACCUCUAGUCAACGUGAAAAG